Phaedon cochleariae (mustard beetle) is the source of this 3108-nucleotide messenger RNA. Lineage: Eukaryota; Metazoa; Arthropoda; Insecta; Coleoptera; Chrysomelidae. The record is from the annotation of a GenBank genome assembly.
AUGCAAACUGGGCGAAGCCCGAAACAGAGAAGGUCCGAGGUCCGAAGGGGUCAAAGAAACAACAAUAGGAGGAAAAUGUUCGAUUUGGCAAAUAAAAAAAAACGGACGCAUGCGUGCAAUGCGGUGGCCCCAGAAAACUGUGACUACCUGUGGUUGCCCGCUGGGCUGUCGUCCGACGUCCGCCUCACCUGGCCGAGUUAUUUCUCUGGGAAAAAAAUCCUGAUUCUGAGACUUCUUUUUGGACCGGAGAUCCACGAAGAAAUUGCAGGGGGUGGAAAGGUUUCCCUCACUGAAGGAAUCGACAAGAGUCCAGAGCUGAAAUGGUUACCAAGUAUCCUCCGAUUAAAGAUUGUUAGGAAAAGGAAAGCCAGUCCCGACCCGUCCUCCUCCCACCACCACCAGCAGCCGGGCGACCCGUCGACGGCCGGUCCUCGAGCGAUGGCGGAACUGCCCGAGGGCGCCGCCCCACCCGACGACCCGCAGACGUGGCGCGCCUACUACGAGCACCCGCUCACCGCCGCCACCACCGCGAUGCUCAACCUGGGCGGGGGCGGCGGCGGCGGCGGCGGGGGCGGCGGAGGCGGCGGAGGCGACGACCACUCGUCCGCCAUGGGGCUGAUCUACGAGUACUACAAGUUCCCGUCGCUGCCGGCCGAGUCUAAGGACAAGCUGGGAGACAUUUGGGCAGGUUCCCAGGCCCCAGGCAUCCUAACGUCCCAGCUGAAGGCGACCAAUGGCCUGAUAGGCGGGGCGGGGCUAGAGCUGUCGAACCCGCCCCUCUCCGGCGCCGGUCAACUCAACUCGCAAGAGCUGCAAGGUUUAUUUAUUAACCAGCACGUCGGGUACGCACAGCCCGCGGCUACCGGACAAAAUUUGCACAUCGUGAAAAGGGAACCCGAGGACCUCAGCCACCAUCGAAAAGUGGACUGCAGCUCGCCCAGCUCUGGCAGUCUGGACGGAGCCAUAAUCCUGCCGAAGCAGUCUCGAGCCAAGGUCGUGCUGGUCUCCGGCGGCCAUUCCGGCGACCUGGUGGUCGACGUCAACUCGAUCAAAGACGAGACCCACCGAGGCCUCAGCUCCCCUCAGCACGGCUCCCGGUCCAUAAACGGGACGCCCACCUCCACGCACAGCAGCCUCCUCGCAGACGGUCCCAACGCCUCCGGCCCCAUCGAGUUCAUCUCCGCGAAUGGCCUCAAGCCGGCGAUGUACGCCACGCAGAUAUUCGCCUCCAUGAACGCCCCCCCGCACGGCGGCGGCGGGGGAAAUAGCGGCACCCCCUCCCCCGUACCCUACACCGACCACCUGCAGUACAGCACGCAGAGCAGCAUCGGCGGCGGCGGCGGGGCCAUCUACUCCUCCAACGGUCGCAACAGCGCCGCCUCCUUCUCGGUCUCGGAGCCGUACUAUCGCGAGUACUUCACCACCGUGCCUUCGGGAGGUGCCGGCACCCCCGAGCCGGUGUACUCGACGCAGUUGCGCCAGAACCAGUUGGGGUAUGGCGAGGAGGCGGCGAACGGGGGUGCCACGGCGAGCUUUGUCGAGAGAUACGUCCGCCAAUCGGCGUACCACGGGAAGGGCGUUAUUGCGGCUGCCACCGCUGCAGGGCUGACAGUCGAUCUGCCCAGCCCUGACAGCGGGAUCGGCGCCGACGCAAUUACGCCCCGCGAUCAGAACGCGCUGCAGCAGUCGUUCGACUACACCGAAUUGUGCCAAUCGAACUCUACUCUAUUGGAUCCCCUGUCCCUAUCCCAGAGGAGCAACAGCAGCUCGCAAUCGCCUGGGGCACAAUCGAACAGCAGAAGUAGACCUUGGCACGACUUUGGUCGGCAAAAUGAUGCUGACAAAAUACAAAUCCCUAAAAUAUUUUCACCUGUUGGCUUCAAAUAUCACCUAGAAACCCCUAUUUCCACAUCGCAGAGGCGGGAGGACGAUAGAAUCACGUAUAUCAAUAAGGGACAAUUCUAUGGAAUCACUUUGGAAUAUAUCCCUGACCCUGACAAACAGCUCAAAUCACAGACUGUCAAGAGUGUCGUCAUGUUAAUGUUCCGGGAAGAAAAAAGUCCUGAAGAUGAAAUCAAAGCAUGGCAAUUCUGGCACGGAAGGCAACACUCAGUAAAACAACGAAUUUUAGACGCAGAUACAAAGAAUAGUGUAGGUUUAGUAGGUUGUAUUGAAGAAAUUUCUCACAAUGCCAUCGCAAUAUACUGGAACCCUAUGGAAAGUCCAGCGAAAAUCAACAUAGCCGUCCAGUGUCUGAGCACCGAUUUCAGUAGUCAGAAAGGGGUGAAAGGCCUGCCCCUUCACCUGCAAAUCGACACGUACGAAGAUCCGAGAGACACCAACAUCUACCACAGGGCGUACUGCCAAAUCAAGGUAUUUUGCGACAAGGGCGCCGAGAGGAAGACGCGGGACGAAGAAAGGCGGGCGGCCAAACGGAAGAUGACGGCGACGGGCAGGAAAAAGCUGGACGAGCUGUAUCACCCCGUAUGCGAACGGUCCGAAUUCUAUACGAUGAGCGACCUGGCGAAACCGCCGCUAACCUCGAUGGAACUCCAAGGCUUCUACUCCCACGAAGACGGGUCGCUGAGCGGUCCAGUGGACCACGUGAAGACGGCCUCGCCUUUCCUCCUGCACACGGCCUCCAAACCCCCGACUACCCCCACCCUCAAGUUCCACAACCAUUUCCCUCCUGAGGCGGAGAAGAAAGAGAGCAACAUCCUGGACGCCAGCUUAUCCUCAGACAGCAACGUCUUCUCGCCUCCCAUGAAGAGGACCAAACUGAUGAGCGGCGGCCCUGGUAGCGUAGGGCCUCCCCCUCUGAACGAGAGGGUCAUGUUGUAUGUCCGUCAGGAGAAUGAGGACGUUUACACGCCUUUGCACGUUGUGCCACCGACCACUGUAGGACUAUUGAAUGCGAUUGAGAAUAAGUACAAAAUUAGCGCUUCAAGCAUAAAUAACAUGUAUCGCAAAAACAGAAAAGGCAUUAUAGCCAAGAUUGAUGAUGACAUGGUAGCAUACUAUUGCAACGAAGACCUAUUUCUAUUAGAACUGAAAGCAGUAGAUGAGGAUCUAUUCGACAUUACUUUCGUGGAACUCAUGGACCACUGA